This is a messenger RNA of Daldinia caldariorum, 2015 nucleotides long. Its product is annotated as chaperonin Cpn60/TCP-1 family. The transcript is spliced from 4 exons. Gene Ontology annotation, biological process: protein folding. Gene Ontology annotation, cellular component: cytosol; chaperonin-containing T-complex. NCBI's taxonomy places the organism in Eukaryota, Fungi, Ascomycota, Sordariomycetes, Xylariales, Hypoxylaceae. The record is from RefSeq and is a predicted model, not a curated record. Bases 304 to 1896 code for a protein of 530 amino acids. Gene Ontology annotation, molecular function: ATP binding; ATP-dependent protein folding chaperone; ATP hydrolysis activity.
UGUAUAACCCCACCUUUAUAGCGUAACUACCUAAGGUACCUAAUCCAGGUGCACCUCAGGUGCAGCCGGGCCACUUGUGAUUUCGGUGGUACAAUUUCUCCUUUUCCGACCUGUCCUGCGAAAAAAAGUCGAGGUACCUAGCCCGCAUUUACAUCUGAAGCUCUCGCUAGACCCGCCAUAAGGUAGCAGAGUUACAAGACAUCUCAAGCUCUGCGGAAAACCAUACCACCAUACCGCAAUACAGCAGUAACCCCCGAUAAAAACACUAAAACACCCAAAGUUACUCUAUCUGCAGCGGUGAAGAUGUCGUCUUUUAGUCCCACCCAGAUCUUCGAGGAGGGUACAACUGAAGAGAAGGGAGAAAAUGCUCGUUUGGCCGCCUUCGUCGGCGCCAUCGCCGUCGGUGAUCUAGUCAAGAGCACCCUAGGUCCAAAGGGAAUGGACAAGAUAUUACAAUCAGCAUCCACGGCCGAAAUCAUGGUCACCAACGACGGCGCCACGAUCCUAAAAUCCAUAGCACUCGAUAACGCGGCAGCAAAGGUUCUCGUCAAUAUAUCAAAAGUUCAAGACGACGAAGUUGGUGAUGGUACAACCUCGGUAGCCGUAUUGGCGGCUGAGCUUCUACGCGAAGCUGAGAAGCUCGUUGACAAGAAGAUCCACCCCCAGACGAUCAUCGAAGGAUACCGGAUAGCAAGUCAGGCGGCUCUACAAGCGUUAGAGGGCUCGGCAGUGGACCAUAGCAAAGAUCCCGAGGCGUUCAAGAAAGACCUACUAGCUAUUGCACGAACAACCCUCAGUUCCAAGGUGCUUGCACAGGAUCGGGAUCUUUUCUCCAAGCUAGCUGUUGACGCUGUAUUGCGGCUGAAGGGCUCUUCGGAUCUUAGCCACAUACAGAUCAUAAAGAAGGCCGGAGGAAAACUGAGCGACUCGUACCUAGACGAAGGGUUCAUUCUUGACAAGAAGAUCGGAGUGAACCAACCCAAGAGACUAGAGAAUGCCAAGAUACUGGUUGCCAAUACAUCUAUGGAUACAGACAAGGUUAAGAUAUUCGGCGCGCGGAUGAAGGUCAGCUCAACCGGCAAGCUAGCCGAGCUCGAGAAGGCCGAAAAGGACAAAAUGAAGGCCAAGGUGGAUAGGAUCAAGGCGCAUGGUAUCAACUGCUUCAUCAACAGACAGUUGAUCUACAAUUGGCCGGAGCAGCUCUUUACCGAUGCUGGCAUCAUGUCUAUCGAGCACGCCGACUUCGACGGCAUCGAACGCUUAGCUUUAGUCACCGGUGGUGAGAUCGCAUCAACAUUCGACCACCCGGAACAGAUCAAACUAGGCCACUGCGAUUUAAUCGAGGAGAUCAUUAUUGGAGAAGACACCCUUAUAAAGUUCUCUGGUGUUGCUGCAGGCCAAGCAUGCACCAUCGUACUUCGAGGUGCUACAGAACAGUUGCUAGAUGAGGCAGAGCGUUCACUACAUGAUGCUCUGGCCGUUCUGUCCCAGACUGUCAGGGAGCCGAGAACCACACUGGGUGGUGGAUGCGCCGAGAUGCUCAUGGCUAAAGCGGUGGAAGGUGCAGCGACCCGGGUUGAGGGUAAGAAGCAGAUGGCAGUGUCUUCAUUCGCCACGGCUUUACGGCAACUCCCCACGAUUCUCGCCGACAACGCAGGAUUAGACUCAAGCGACCUCGUCGCAAGAUUACGAAAAGCCAUAUACGACGGCAUGUCGACAUACGGUCUAGAUCUAAUGACCCCCGGUGGCGGAAUAGCGGACAUGCGAGAUCUCGGGGUGAUCGAGAGUUACAAGUUAAAGAAAGCGGUUGUGUCGUCGGCAAGUGAAGCCGCAGAGCUACUUCUCAGAGUGGACGAUAUAAUCCGUGCGGCGCCACGGAGGAGAGAAAGGCAUUGAAUGGAGGAUAGCCCACGCAUAUAAGGAUGUAAAAGUAUCAUAGACUAUGCUGUAGACUAUGCAAAUACACAUCGUAAUGAGAUACAGCUGUGGUGCUCCAUGUUAACCCCCUACAAUUC